AAAAUGGGCCCAGUAGGUGCAGAGGCUGAUGAGAACCAGACAGUGGAAGAAAUGAAGGUGGAGAAGUAUCAUCCACAGCAAACCACUCCUAGAGGUGAGCUGGCCCCCGACCCUGAGCCAGAGCUUAUAGACAGCACCAUGCUGAUUGAGGUACGGAUUAUCCUCAUAUUAGCUUAUUGCUCCAUCAUCUUGCUUGGGGUAAUUGGAAACUCUUUGGUGAUUCAUGUGGUGAUCAAAUUCAAGAGCAUGCGCACAGUAACCAACUUUUUCAUUGCCAAUCUGGCUGUGGCAGAUCUUCUGGUGAACACCCUGUGCUUGCCAUUCACUCUUACGUACACCUUAAUGGGGGAGUGGAAAAUGGGUCUUGUCCUAUGCCACCUGGUUCCCUAUGCCCAGGGCCUGGCAGUACAAGUGUCCACCAUCACCUUGACAGUCAUUGCCCUGGACCGGCACCGUUGCAUCGUCUACCACCUGGAGAGCAAGAUCUCCAAGAGAAUCAGCUUCCUGAUUAUUGGCAUGGCCUGGGGCAUCAGCGCCCUGCUAGCCAGCCCCCUGGCCAUCUUCCGCGAGUAUUCGCUGAUUGAGAUUAUUCCUGACUUUGAGAUUGUGGUCUGUACAGAGAAGUGGCCUGGCGAGGAGAAGAACAUCUAUGGCACUGUCUACAGCCUUUCUUCCUUGCUAAUCCUGUAUGUGUUGCCUCUUUGCAUCAUAUCCUUUUCCUACACCCGUAUCUGGAGUAAACUUAAGAACCAUGUGAGCCCUGGAGCUGCCAAUGAUCACUACCAUCAGCGAAGGCAGAAGACCACCAAAAUGCUGGUGUGUGUGGUCGUGGUGUUUGCGGUCAGCUGGUUGCCUCUCCACGCCUUCCAGCUUGCUGUGGACAUUGACAACCAAGUCCUCGACCUGAAGGAGUACAAACUCAUCUUCACUGUGCUCCACAUUAUCGCCAUGUGUUCCACCUUUGCCAACCCCCUCCUCUAUGGCUGGAUGAACAGCAACUAUAGGAAGGCUUUCCUCGCAGCCUUCCGCUGUGAGCAGAGGUUGGAUGCCAUCCACUCUGAGGUGUCUGUGACAUUCAAGACUAAAAAGAACCUGGAAGUCAAAAAGAACAAUGGCCCCCGUGACUCUUUCACAGAGGCUACCAACGUCUAA
Neomonachus schauinslandi (Hawaiian monk seal) is the source of this 1152-nucleotide messenger RNA. RefSeq names its product neuropeptide Y receptor Y2 (gene NPY2R). The record is from RefSeq and is a predicted model, not a curated record. Lineage: Eukaryota; Metazoa; Chordata; Mammalia; Carnivora; Phocidae. Gene Ontology annotation, cellular component: membrane. Gene Ontology annotation, molecular function: neuropeptide Y receptor activity. The transcript has a single exon. Bases 4 to 1152 code for a protein of 382 amino acids. Gene Ontology annotation, biological process: G protein-coupled receptor signaling pathway.